UGCGCAUGGAGAUAACCUACGCCUCCCCCAGCUCUCAGGACGUCACCUCCAUCUCUUCUUCCACAUCCGGAUUCUCAAUGCCUACAUCCGGAGGCCGACCCAUUAAGAUUAUCCCUCUGCUACACCCUAACGCGACGUCCUCCUCCUCCUCCUCCUCCUCCUCUUCUCUUGCUUCUGCUCUCUUCUCUCGCUGGGUUACUAAAAUGAAACGUAUGUCUUUAGCUCAAUGGAUCGAAACUUUCUUGCCUUGUUGCCGUUGGAUUAGGACUUAUGAAUGGCGCGAGUAUUUUCAGGUCGAUCUUAUGGCCGGCAUCACCAUCGGUAUUAUGCUCGUGCCACAGGCAAUGUCUUAUGCUAAGUUGGCUGGGCUUCAACCAAUUUACGGAUUAUAUUUAUUUGGCAAGGCAGACUGUGGUUUUGUGCCAGUUUUUGUGUAUGCCAUAUUUGGGUCAUCUCGGCAACUGGCAACUGGUCCUGUGGCAUUGGUUUCUCUCCUAGUCUCUAAUGUUUUAAGUGGAAUUGUUGAUUCAUCUGAUGAGUUAUACACAGAACUUGCAAUACUAUUGGCACUUAUGGUUGGAAUUCUGGAAUGCAUCAUGGGGCUUUUGAGGCUGGGAUGGCUUAUACGUUUCAUCAGCCACUCUGUGAUUUCUGGCUUCACAACUGCAUCAGCCAUUGUGAUUGCAUUAUCUCAAGCAAAGUACUUCUUGGGAUAUGAAGUUGUACGGAGCAGCAAGAUUGUGCCAUUAAUAAAGAGCAUAAUAUCUGGAAUGGAUAAGUUCUCGUGGCCUCCUUUUGUGAUGGGAUCUAGCAUUCUUGCUGUACUUCUGUUCAUGAAGCAUUUAGGAAAAUCAAGAAAGCAAUUCAGAUUCAUUCAAGCAGCAGGACCCCUCACUGCGGUCAUUUUGGGUACAACUUUGGUGAAAAUAUUUCACCCAUCUUCUAUUUCUUUGGUGGGAAAGAUACCCCAAGGUCUCCCAAGCUUCUCCAUUCCUAAAGAAUUUGGGUAUGCAAAAUCCUUAAUCCCAACAGCAAUGCUUAUUACUGGUGUAGCCAUAUUGGAAUCUGUGGGGAUUGCAAAAGCUUUAGCAGCGAAGAAUGGGUAUGAGCUGGAUUCAAGUCAGGAGUUGUUUGGUCUUGGUUUAGCAAAUAUCUUGGGCUCAUUCUUUUCUGCAUACCCUGCAACAGGUUCCUUUUCUAGGUCAGCUGUAAAUAAUGAAAGUGGGGCAAAAACUGGCUUAUCUGGAAUUAUUACUGGCAUCAUCAUUGGCUGUGCUCUUCUAUUCUUGACUCCAUUAUUUGAAUACAUUCCCCAGUGUUCUCUGGCUGCAAUAGUAAUCUCUGCUGUGAUGGGCCUGGUAGAUUAUGAUGAGGCUAUCUUCUUAUGGCGUGUAGAUAAGAAAGAUUUUCUUCUUUGGACCAUUACUAGUGCUACAACAUUGUUCCUAGGCAUUGAGAUUGGUGUCCUUGUUGGGGUUGGUGCAUCAAUUGCUUUUGUUAUCCAUGAAUCUGCAAAUCCACACAUUGCUGUAUUGGGCCGUCUUCCUGGUACCACUGUUUACAGAAACAUCCAGCAGUAUCCGGAAGCAUAUACUUACAACAGAAUUGUGAUGGUUCGCAUUGAUGCGCCCAUCUAUUUUGCCAAUAUAAGUUACAUAAAAGACAGACUUAGGGAAUAUGAACUCAAUGUUGACAAAUCUACACGUGGACCAGAAGUUGAAAGAAUUUAUUUUGUGAUUUUGGAGAUGUCACCUGUUACAUAUAUAGACUCCAGUGCUGUUCAAGCUUUGAAAGACUUGCAUCAGGAGUAUAAAUCACGGGAUAUCCAGAUUGCUAUUUCCAAUCCCAACCGAGAUGUUUUGCUGACCUUAUCAAAAGCUGGGGUUGUAGAGCUUAUUGGCAAGGAAUGGUACUUUGUGAGAAUGCAUGAUGCUGUUCAAGUUUGCCUUCAACAAGUUCAGAGCAUAAAGCAAGCACUGAAGCAGCCAGAUCCAUUACUUGACGAUAAACUAAGUUUCUUCCAAAGGUUAUUAGAACAAAGAGAGGAUGAUUUAUCAGCUGCGGAGUUGGAGUCAGGUGAUAAGAGACUGUUAAUUUCAAAGAAUACCGACUCUCAAUUGGAGCCAUUGUUGUCUCGGAAGUCAUCAAAUUGACUUUAUUAUAACAGCAAAUAUAAUAUGCCCAUUUUUAUCAAUGCAAUACGUAUAUAUAUGGCAUUUGAUUCUUCUAGCUGGAAAGGUUUGAUUGUUAGAUGUAAGUAUGAUCCAUUGUUGUAGCAUAUGAUUAUAAAUGUAUCAACUAUCAGUUUGAUUUUUCAAGCUAGUAAGGUUUGAUUGUUGUAGAAUGCAGUGUAGUAAUCUAUGCUAUAAAGUUUGCUUUCUGCAAUGGAAAUAGUUAUUUCUCAUU
Molecule: messenger RNA, 2406 nt
Organism: Hevea brasiliensis (rubber tree)
Lineage: Eukaryota; Viridiplantae; Streptophyta; Magnoliopsida; Malpighiales; Euphorbiaceae
Product: sulfate transporter 4.1, chloroplastic
Exons: 17
Coding region: 6-2153 (715 amino acids)
Biological process (GO): transmembrane transport
Cellular component (GO): membrane
Source: RefSeq, a predicted model, not a curated record